UUUGGCUCACGUGGGUAAAACAUUCGGGUUGGGAUAAAACCAUCAAAACUGCACCGUCAGCUCAAAUGGUGUCCCUCGUCCCCUCAACGUUCCUCAUCUGAUCUACAAUCAACAAUCACCGUAUCUCUCCGCAAGAUCUAGGGUUUUCAAAAUCGUCAUUCGCAAUUCAAGCAGAGAUCCAAUCGGUUUGUAAAAUCCUCGAUUUCAUCUCCGAUCUACACUUUAUUGAAAAUGCCUGUGAAAGUGGCGAGUGCGUCAAUACGAGAUCGGACUCAAGAGUUUCAGAGUAUAUCCGAAAGGUUAAAAAAGUCAUUUCAGAACGGGCCGAUUAGCACCAGUUCUUCUAGAUCGGAGGAACAAAGGAAUACUAUCGCUGUGCAAUCCGAGUUCAAUAAACGAGCCUCGAAAAUUGGUUACGGAAUACAUCGAACCUCACAGAAGCUUGCAAAACUAGCAAAAUUGGCAAAAAGGACUUCCGUUUUUGAUGAUCCGACUAUAGAAAUCCAGGAGCUGACUGCAGUUAUCAAGCAAGAUAUUACAGCACUUAACUCUGCUGUAGUAGAUCUCCAGCUUCACUCUAAUGCUCGCAGUGAAAGUGGUAAUAGUGAUACCACUAGUCAUUCGACUACUGUUGUAGAUGACUUGAAGAACAGACUGAUGACGGCCACUAAGGACUUCAAAGAAGUACUCACCAUGCGGACUGAGAAUAUGAAGGUUCAUGAGAACAGAAGGCAGUUGUUUUCUUCAUCAGCUACCAAAGAAGCUUCAAAUCCAUUUAUGCGCCAACGUCCACUAGCUUCAAGGAAUACUGCUAAUACACCAGCCAGCCCUCCUCCUUGGGCUAAUGGUUCACCUUCUUCUUCUCAGUUAUUUCCAAGGAAGCAAGGGGAUGGAGACACACAGCCAUUGUUGCAGGAGCAACAACAGCAGCAACAGCAGCAGCAGAUGGUUCCAUUGCAGGACAGCUACAUGCAGAGUAGAGCAGAAGCUCUUCAAAAUGUUGAGUCUACUAUCCAUGAGCUGGGCGGCAUUUUUAAUCAGCUUGCUACCUUGGUUUCUCAGCAGGGAGAGGUUGCAAUCAGGAUUGAUGAGAACAUGGAUGACACACUAACAAAUGUGGAAGGGGCACAAGGGGCUCUGCUCAAGUACCUCAAUAGCAUCUCGUCAAAUCGAUGGCUAAUGAUUAAGAUAUUCUUUGUGUUGAUUUUCUUCCUUAUGAUUUUCCUAUUUUUUGUGGCAUAGUGAACAAUGGCAACAUUCGACAAAGUGUGAUGUAGAAAGACAAAUAAUCCUGUAUUUUAGAUAAGUUGCUCCGCCCCCUUGUGACUCAACUGUUGUUUCAAGUUCGAAUUUGGUAGCAACUCCAUUUUGAGGCAUCUUUUCACCCUUGUCUUCCAUCAGAUGCGGCUUAUUGUAAUUACCCUGUGAGGUUAUUGGGACCGGCAGUUUCUGUUUUUGUCACCACUUUAAGUUGAAAGCUGUCACAUCUGGUUACCAGAACAAGGCAAAACUAUCCCCGUAUAAAAAUAUGCAGUUUUAUUUUAUAUGGUAAUUAUUUGAAUUCUGUAAAGUACCCGGUAUAAAAAGCUUGUACUAUUAUUUUAUGCUC
Molecule: messenger RNA, 1609 nt
Organism: Lycium barbarum (goji berry)
Lineage: Eukaryota; Viridiplantae; Streptophyta; Magnoliopsida; Solanales; Solanaceae
Product: syntaxin-32-like
Exons: 5
Coding region: 232-1242 (336 amino acids)
Biological process (GO): intracellular protein transport; endoplasmic reticulum to Golgi vesicle-mediated transport; vesicle fusion
Cellular component (GO): Golgi membrane; endomembrane system; SNARE complex
Molecular function (GO): SNAP receptor activity; SNARE binding
Source: RefSeq, a predicted model, not a curated record